AUGGCGACCAGAUGGCGGGGGAGGCAGGGUUGUCUCAGUGUUUACAGACGUUCUCCACUCUGCUCCCCGUCCUUCAUCGUGAAUGAAUGUGCCGUGGUCAUGGGAGACCCGGAGGAGUGGGGGACCCUGAAAACCAUGGUAGGAAGGGAGGAGGCCAGCGGGGAGACGCAGCCAACAAACAGUGAUAUGACAGUCACCUGUGGACCAUCCAGCAUUGUACUGUCCAUCAAUGCCUGCCCCAUUAAGUAUGCCAUGUUCGAACCUGGAAUUCUGGCCCUUAAUGGGAAACAUACUCUGGGCUAUUGUGUGGGAAGCGUUGAUUCUUCUGUUGAUCCCCCAGUUGUACAUUUUGAAUUUCCAAUCAAUGAUACCACACAAAAUUCAUGUGGAAACGUCAUUACGAUUCAGAGUAGUAUUGGAACUGGAGACUUCCAACAAUUCUCAAAUGUACAGACAGUGGUCAUCUCAGGAUAUGUGGAUACUCCACUGAAUUCAGAAACAGGACUCAUUUCCUACAGUACUAACCUGAACUACAGUUUCUCUUGCUACUACCCACUGCAAUACUUACUGAGCAAUAUUGAGCUGCUAACAUCUUCAGCAAAUGUUGCUGUCAACACAAAUAAUGGCAGCUUCAUCAGCACCUUAAGUAUGCAACUAUACGCUGAUGCAAAUUUCACCAUACCAUUGCAGCUUAAUGGAACCGCUCUUCCACUGAAAAAGAAUGUAUAUGUUCAAGUGGCAGCCACGAAUUUAACUGCCAACUUCAAUGUUCUUCUGGAUGAGUGUUUUGCAACCCCAUCACCACUGGCAACAACUAGUGACAAAUUUGGCCUACUUACUGGGUGUUUUCCGGCAAACAAGACCAAAAUUUUAAAAAAUGGAGAUGGCAAAUCAGCGUCAUUCAAUUUUGAGACAUUCCGGUUCUUGCAGCACGGCGGACUGCCAACAUCAACCAUCUAUGUGCACUGCAUAACAAGGCUGUGUCAACCUCAGACAUGUCAAGAUUAUUUGCAGUCUUGCAAUGGUGCGGUCCCUGCAACCACUGCUGGAGCAAGAAGGAGAAGAGCUGCAGAUGUGGCAGCAACCAGAGGAGCCACCGAACAAGUCACUGUGUCAUCUGGACCUAUCGUCACAAGUGAAGCAGGUGGGUCAGAAGUGAAGCAGCUUGAGGGAACUUUAACUGGACUUAUUGUUGGACUGGUUAUUGCUGUAAUAUUGGGGGCUGCUUUGUCGAUUGCCAGUUUUAUCUUAUAUAAAAUGGCAAAACUUCGGGCAUCUCAGACUGAGAAGAAUGGAGUGGAUAACUUCACCUUCAAUGGAAAAUAA
This is a messenger RNA of Nanorana parkeri, 1326 nucleotides long. Its product is annotated as zona pellucida-like domain-containing protein 1. The coding region runs from base 1 to 1326 and encodes 441 amino acids. NCBI's taxonomy places the organism in Eukaryota, Metazoa, Chordata, Amphibia, Anura, Dicroglossidae. The record is from RefSeq and is a predicted model, not a curated record. The transcript is spliced from 9 exons. Gene Ontology annotation, cellular component: cell surface.